GUCGCGUCUGUGUGCGCUCCCCCUUCUUCUGACCCCCGGCCCGGCGGCGCCCGCCUUCUCCGCAGCCACUCCGUCUCUUCCCUCCCCCGGUCUUUUUUUCCUCGCCCUCUUCUUUUGCUUUUCUUCCUCGCCGCCGCCCAAUACCGCCGGCCCCGGGACGAGCUCUGGGGAAGCAGCCAGAAAGUAUAGCUUCUACCAUUGAGCUCAAUGCACUGUGCGUGAAACUGGAAAGAAAACCAAUGUAUAAGCCCGUGGACCCCCACUCUCGGAUGCAGUCCACCUACAGCUAUGGCAUGCGUGGAGGUGCCUAUCCCCCCAGAUACUUUUACCCAUUUCCAGUUCCACCGUUACUCUACCAAGUUGAGCUCUCCGUGGGAGGACAGCAGUUUAAUGGGAAGGGAAAGAUGAGACCACCUGUGAAACAUGAUGCCACUGCCCGAGCCCUGAGGACUCUGCAGAGUGAGCCCCUACCAGAGAGGCUAGAGGUAAAUGGAAGAGAAUCAGAAGAAGAAAACCUUAAUAAAUCAGAAAUAAGCCAAGUGUUUGAGAUUGCGCUGAAGCGGAAUUUGCCUGUGAAUUUUGAGUCUUUCCCUCUGACACAGGUGGCCCGGGAGAGUGGCCCGCCACACAUGAAGAACUUUGUGACCAGGGUUUCAGUUGGGGAGUUUGUAGGGGAAGGAGAAGGGAAAAGCAAGAAGAUCUCCAAGAAGAAUGCGGCAAGGGCCGUGCUGGAGCAGCUAAGGAGGCUGCCACCUCUACCUGCUGUGGAGCGAGUGAAGCCCAGAAUCAAGAAGAAAAGUCAGCCCACCUGCAAGCUACAGACUGCCCCCGACUAUGGCCAAGGGAUGAAUCCUAUUAGCAGACUGGCACAGAUCCAGCAGGCAAAAAAGGAGAAGGAGCCGGAGUACAUGCUCCUUACAGAACGAGGUCUUCCACGUCGCAGGGAGUUUGUGAUGCAGGUGAAGGUUGGGCAUCACACCGCAGAAGGAGCAGGUACCAAUAAGAAGGUGGCCAAGCGCAAUGCUGCUGAGAACAUGCUGGAGAUCCUGGGGUUCAAAGUCCCCCAGGCGCAGCCUGCCAAGCCAGCACUCAAAUCAGAAGAGAAGACUCCAGUAAAGAAACCAGGAGAUGGAAGGAAAGUAACAUUUUUUGAACCUAGCCCUGGGGAUGAAAAUGGAACCAGUAAUAAAGAGGAUGAGUUCAGGAUGCCCUAUCUUAGCCAUCAGCAGCUGCCAGCCGGGAUCCUCCCCAUGGUGCCAGAGGUUGCCCAGGCUGUCGGGGUUAGUCAAGGACACCAUACCAAAGAUUUCGCCAGGGCAGCUCCAAAUCCUGCCAAGGCCACGGUAACUGCCAUGAUAGCCCGAGAAUUGUUGUACGGGGGCACCUCGCCCACAGCCGAGACCAUUUUAAAGAGUAACAUCUCUUCAGGACAUGUACCCCAUGGACCUCGCACAAGACCCUCUGAGCAACUGUACUACCUUUCCAGAGCCCAGGGAUUCCAGGUUGAAUACAAAGACUUCCCCAAGAACAACAAGAACGAGUGUGUAUCUCUCAUCAACUGCUCUUCACAGCCACCUCUCGUCAGCCAUGGCAUCGGCAAGGAUGUGGAGUCCUGUCAUGAUAUGGCUGCACUGAACAUCUUAAAGCUGCUGUCUGAGUUGGACCAACAGAGCACAGAGAUGCCAAGGACAGGAAACGGACCAGUUUCAGCGUGCGGGAGGUGCUGAACCUAUUCUGGCCAUGAACCAUUAUAAAACCCAACAUAUAUACCGAAAAUACUGAGAACUGCUUUGAAAAUUUGGAAUUUCUGAUAACUCCAGUGGGCCAAGACAUGGUGGAUAAAAAAAUGUGGCAAAGAAGAAAAGGAACUGCAGGUGGUGGCCUUGGUUGGGCUGGGCUGCUGGUGACGCUGUGCUCCGCCAUCCACCAGGAGACCAGCAGCUCCAGUGUCUCCAGCUUUUAUUUUUGCCUCGUGACAGAGAAACGGAGAGCGUGGCCAACUCUCACGCUGGCUUCUUCAGAUUCUUUGGAAAACCGGGACAGCCACACCAGAGAGGCCUUACAGCGGCCCCGGAGCUAAACGCACCAGAGAAAAACCAGUGCUUCCUACAUGACUGACGCAACUCUGCCACACGUAGCACCCACCGUAACCACUGCUUUCUCUUCAACAGUGAUGGAUGCCUGUUAGUUCCAUUAUUCCCUUUGGUUGAGAUGACACUAUGUAAUUUUCAUUUCAGUUUCUCAGUUGCAUCUACUUACCUAGCAGUUUAGAAACUAGUCUGAGACAGAUGCUAUCCAGCUAUGUAACUGGCAAAGACCACAGCCCUGUUUGGUGAUGCAUUCUGUGCCUCUGGCUCGGCUGGCAGUUCUGGACUUAACCACAAGAAUCCUUGACUCCCAACCCCUUGUAUAAAUUGGACAGCUUAGGACUUUUAAACUUUAGGAGAUCAAAAGAUUUGGUCCUUUUUAACUUUAUUUUUAAGCAGCAUACUUAAAAGUGAGCCUGACCUUUACCAGUUAUAACAGAUUGUCAACGGGAGAGGUUGUCACCCAUUGUAACAGAUUGCCAGUGGGAGGUCACUUGAGGGAGUAUUGCUCAAGGUGGCUUUUUCUACACACUACAGGACAUUACCUGUGGGCCCAGAAGACUAUGGGCUGGUGUCCCUGGAGGGCCCAAUACAGUCAAUCCCAGCCUCCACGUAGGGAAGGGCGACAGGUUUCCUGGUGCUGUGCUAGUGUGCACAGAGGCAGGAAGGUCUGCCGGCCUGGUGUGGAGCAUUGUGGCUCUGAGUGCAACCCUGCUGCUCCCACUCGGGGUUUAGCUGGACCUUUUCACCCAUGGAAUAUAAGGAAACUUAGUCUUUGUCACCAAUAAAUGAGAAUACUAAAUUUUUUUUGUUAAUUUAUUUUCAAAUGUCACUACUUCUAGAUCAAUCUCCUUCUGGUUCAUCCCCUUCCCCACCUUUUUUUAAAAGAAGAGAAUAUUUGUAAUGCUUGUGAUUCUGUCUGGGCAAAAAUCUGAAGAUCUAAAAUCUCUUUAUAUUAAACUAUUGAUCAAUAAACAGCUACUAAG
Messenger RNA from Rattus norvegicus (Norway rat), 3073 nucleotides. It is a transcript of the gene Stau1, whose product is annotated as staufen double-stranded RNA binding protein 1. Gene Ontology annotation, cellular component: rough endoplasmic reticulum; cytoplasm; cytoplasmic stress granule. The coding region runs from base 240 to 1727 and encodes 495 amino acids. Gene Ontology annotation, biological process: dendritic transport. The record is from RefSeq and is marked validated. The transcript is spliced from 12 exons. Gene Ontology annotation, molecular function: RNA binding. Lineage: Eukaryota; Metazoa; Chordata; Mammalia; Rodentia; Muridae.